This is a messenger RNA of Brenthis ino (lesser marbled fritillary), 1857 nucleotides long. The record is from the annotation of a GenBank genome assembly. Lineage: Eukaryota; Metazoa; Arthropoda; Insecta; Lepidoptera; Nymphalidae.
AUGGCACAUGAAAAGACGUACGACACGACAGCGCCUUACGUGCUAUAUAAAGAUGGAGUGGAGCGUGCUCCGCCUGGCACGCAAUGGGGUGGCGCAGUCCUGGACGGAGGCUACCAAGCAAUGCAGCACCAGAGCCCUGGCGGACCCUCACCGCAGCCAGAACCUCAGCUCGCCUCCCCCGCCCCCUCCCCGUAUCCCCCCGCACCGCCCCCUCCCGACCAAUCGGCGGACGAGGCCGCCCAGCAACUCGCACAGCAACAAGCGCAACAACAAGCGCAACAACAACAGCAACAACAAACCUCACCUGAACACUUGCAAGUCGACCAACAGCUGCAAAACCAAUCGCAGCCUCCGUCUCAAGAUCACCUCGACCGAACUCCAUGCUUCGUUCCGCAACCAGACUUACAGCAACAAUACACAACUCCAUAUUUUAAAGAGACGAGACCAACGAGCCACAUGCUAGGAACAGGUGGCUUUCCACUGCACUACUUAAAGCAAAAUGGCGGCGUGCUAUCUCUAGAGGGCCCGCUGGACCAAUAUACGACGCCAGACUUGCGUCACUUACCAGACAUUGUACAACCCGAGCCACCUAAGCCUCGGAAACAUAAUCCAAAUUCAGAACUCCGCCUGUUCAAAUGCCUGACUUGCGGCAAAGACUUCAAGCAGAAAUCGACGUUACUCCAGCACGAGCGGAUUCACACGGACUCGCGGCCGUACGGGUGUCCAGAGUGCGGGAAGCGGUUUCGCCAGCAGUCCCACCUGACGCAGCACCUGCGCAUCCAUGCGAACGAGAAACCGUACGCGUGCGUGUACUGCCCGCGCUCGUUCCGGCAGCGCGCCAUCCUCAACCAGCACCUUCGCAUCCAUUCCGGUGAGAAGCCAUAUACGUGCGGCGAGUGCGGCAAACAUUUCCGCCAGAAGGCCAUCCUGAACCAGCACGUCCGCACACACCAAGACGUUUCACCGCAUCUUAUCUUCAAGAAUGGGACGACGCCGACGUUGUGGCCCCAAGACGUACCAUUUCCACCGGAUGAGAAUAAAGAAGAGGUGCAGUCGACAUUUGGAGACACCGACGGCCAGAAUGGAGAUCAACGGGGAUCUUGCUUUUCACCAGGAGAUACGGCUCAGUAUCCUGCGUACUUCAAAGAUACGAAGGGUCUCAAUCACGCCGUCUUCGGAUCAUCAGGGCUUUCACUCCAGUAUCUUAAAGGUGGGAAAUUGCCCGAUGUGCUUGGUGGUCGAGCGAUGCCAUUAUACGUUCGUUGCCCAAUCUGCCAAAAAGAAUUCAAACAGAAAUCAACGCUGCUACAACACGGCUGCAUACAUAUAGAGUCGCGGCCGUACCCUUGCCCCGAGUGCGGCAAGCGUUUCCGCCAGCAAUCACACUUAACCCAACAUUUACGCAUCCAUACAAAUGAAAAACCUUACGGGUGCGUUUAUUGUCCUCGAUUUUUCCGGCAACGAACGAUACUUAAUCAGCAUCUCCGCAUUCACACGGGUGAGAAACCGUACAAAUGCACGCAAUGCGGAAAAGACUUCCGACAAAAGGCAAUCUUGGACCAGCACACGCGCACCCACCAGGGCGAUAGACCGUUCUGCUGUCCGAUGCCGAACUGCCGACGUCGGUUUGCGACAGAGCCAGAGGUGAAGAAGCACAUUGAUAACCACAUGAACCCGCACGCAGCGAAGACUCGACGCGACUCGAAGACCCCCCGCCCUCUGCCACCGGCGGCUGUCGUGAAGCCCGAGUUAUACUUCCCUCAAUGCUACGCGCCCCCGUUCCAGCAGUUCCCAGGGUCGACCGGGGAGUUCAAGCCCACAGUAGGGCCGAGCUCGGUGACGUGCCUGCCGGCGCAG